AUGGGUAAAUGGCGAUGGGGCGUGAUCCUGGACGCGGGUUCGUCGGGAACUCGAGUCUACGUCUACAGAUGGCUCAAUGCAGCCCGAGCCAAACACGAUGCAAAGCCCGAGGACCUGCUCCGACUGCCAAAGCUCCAUAUGAAGUCGGAGAAGAAGAUCAAGCCGGGCGUGUCGACCUUUGGUGACCGGCCAGACGCGGUUGGGCCCGAACACCUCAAGGAGCUACUCGACCAUGCCUUGAACAUCAUUCCGGAGGACCAGGUGAAGGAUACGCCGAUAUUUCUGAUGGCCACUGCAGGAGUGCGCCUGCUGGAGCCCCUGCAGCAGAAAACCCUGUUGAACUCGAUAUGUACCUACGCGCGAGCACACACGGAAUUCUCGUUACCAGACUGCGAUUUGCACAUUCAGGUCAUCCCGGGUGAGACGGAAGGCUUGUACGGCUGGAUCGCGGCAAACUACCUGUUAGGAGGCUUCGAUAAGCCCGAGAAGCACAUGCAUGGCAAAGGCCACCACACUUAUGGAUUCUUGGAUAUGGGCGGUGCUUCGGCCCAGAUUGCCUUCGCACCUAAUGCUACCGAAGCAGAGAAGCACGCCAACGACUUGAAGCUUCUACGGAUGAGAACUUUGAAUGGAGAUUCCUCUGAAUACAAGGUCUUCACAGCCACAUGGCUAGGAUUUGGAGUGAACCAAGCAAGGGAACGAUAUGUGGAAGCGCUUAUGGAUGCGACGUACACGAAAUCCCUACGCGAGUUACCAGACCCGUGCUUGCCCUCGGGCUUGAAAACCACGUUGAAAGGGCAGAUCAUCGAUGGAUCCUCAAGCAAGGAUCCUGUCCUGGUUGGUACGGGGCGAUUUGACGAAUGUUUGAGACAGACUUACCCCCUUCUUGACAAGGAUGCCCCUUGCGCAGACUUGCCAUGCCUACUGCACGGACAGCAUGUGCCUGCUAUCGAUUUUAAUGUAAAUCACUUCGUCGGGGUCUCGGAGUACUGGCAUACUACGCACGAGGUGUUCGAGAUGGCCCACAAGGAUAAGGCUUACGACUUCACCGCGUACCAAGCCCUGGUGAAGGAUUUUUGCAGCGAGGAGUGGCAUGAUAUUAAGGAAGGUGUGGAGGAGAAAAAAUGGGGGAAGAAGGUUAGCGAGAAAACUGCGCAAGAAGUGUGUUUCAAAGCCUCGUGGCUGAUCAACGUUCUCCAUGAUGGAAUCGGUAUACCGAGAGUGGGGAUUGAGAAGGGCGUCGCAUUCGGAUACAACGGCACGAAAGAAGUGGUCGCCUCCUCGAAAGAGAGAGGAUUCAUGGAUUCUUUCCAAGCCGUGAAUAAGAUCGAUGGAAUGGAAGUGAGUUGGACAUUGGGCAAGAUGGUUCUCUACGCUGCAGGCCAAAUCCCGCCUUCGACUCCAGAGGCUGGCCCCGUCGGAUUCGGCAGCAACCUGGUCCACAACGACUUCCAAGAGGCUGGCUCGAACUCGAAUCCGGUACCAAUGGAUGAGCAAGACAGCUGGACCGAAACAGUCGAGGACCUCUCGGAAAAGGCUCAUUCGCGGACCACUCCCGGCUUCCUCUUCUUCAUGCUCGUCCUCAUCAUCACUUGCUAUUUCUUUCGCAAGCGCGAGCGCCGUCUACGCCUCUAUCGCAGCUUUAACAACUUCCGCCGAAACCGCCGCCCAGGCAGUCCUCGCAAGGGCGGCCGGGGCUUCUUCCACUCCAACAAGCUGUUUGGAGGCCAUAGCUCGGGGAACUAUGACCGUGUUCUCGAAGAUGGCGAAUCAGCGCAUGAGUUUGAAAUGAGCGAUGUCGAUUCUUCCGAUGAUAAUGAGAAUUCGGACAGCAGCGGUAGCGCCGGGUCGCGUCUGGGCCGUACAUCCGGCCUAGCAACACCCAAGCUGAGCGUGGUGAAUUUUGAUUCGAAUACCUAUUACGAGAAUAUGCCGAAGCACGAGGGCGUUGGGUUGGGGCUGGGCAGCGUAAAUGCAUUUGACCGCGCGGGGUUGGUAGUACGAAUGGAGAGUCGGGAGCGCUUGGGACCUAAUAUGCAGAUGCUGGGGGCGGGGCGGAGAUCUAGGGCUGGCUCUCCGACGCGCAAAAGCCCCCUCGCCACGAUACCAUUGGACGAGGAUUAA
This is a messenger RNA of Drepanopeziza brunnea f. sp. 'multigermtubi' MB_m1, 2124 nucleotides long. RefSeq lists its product as uncharacterized. The record is from RefSeq and is a predicted model, not a curated record. Gene Ontology annotation, cellular component: Golgi apparatus. Gene Ontology annotation, biological process: UDP catabolic process. Lineage: Eukaryota; Fungi; Ascomycota; Leotiomycetes; Helotiales; Drepanopezizaceae. Gene Ontology annotation, molecular function: UDP phosphatase activity; GDP phosphatase activity.